Messenger RNA from Talpa occidentalis (Iberian mole), 8232 nucleotides. It is a transcript of the gene PLD5, whose product is annotated as phospholipase D family member 5. Gene Ontology annotation, molecular function: catalytic activity. The record is from RefSeq and is a predicted model, not a curated record. Lineage: Eukaryota; Metazoa; Chordata; Mammalia; Eulipotyphla; Talpidae.
GCGCGCCGCCUGGUCAUGUCAGGAUGGAGAUCCGGCAGCACGAGUGGCUCUCAGUCCCCCACGAGGGCUUCGAGCAGAUGAGGCUCAAAAGCCGCCCCAAGGAGCCCUCGCCCAGCCUGGCCCGAGCGGGCGCCAACUUCUACAGCAGCGUCAAGCAGCAGGACUACAGCGCCAGCGUCUGGCUCCGCAGGAAAGACAAGCUGGAGCACUCCCAGCAGAAGUGCAUUGUGGUCUUUGCCCUGGUGUGCUGCUUUGCCAUUCUUGUUGCAUUGAUAUUUUCAGCUGUGGACAUCAUGGGAGAAGAUGAAGACGGACUCUCAGAAAAAAAUUGUCAAAAUAAAUGUCGAAUUGCCCUGGUGGAAAAUAUUCCUGAAGGCCUUAACUAUUCAGAAAAUGCACCAUUUCAUUUAUCACUUUUCCACGGCUGGAUGAAUUUACUCAACAUGGCCAAAAAGUCUGUUGACAUAGUGUCCUCCCAUUGGGAUCUCAACCACAGUCAUCCAUCAGCAUGCCAGGGUCAACGUCUUUUUGAAAAGCUGCUCCAACUGACUUCGAAAAACAUUGAAAUCAAGCUAGUGAGUGAUGUAACAGCUGAUUCAAAGGUAUUAGAAGCCUUGAAAUUAAAGGGGGCGGAGGUAACCUACAUGAACAUGACUGCCUAUAACAAGGGCCGGCUGCAGUCCUCCUUCUGGAUUGUGGACAAACAGCAUGUUUACAUCGGCAGUGCCAGUUUGGACUGGCGAUCCCUGGGACAGAUGAAAGAACUCGGUGUCAUCUUCUACAACUGCAGCUGCCUAGUCUUAGAUUUACAAAGGAUAUUCGCUUUGUAUAGUUCAUUAAAAUUCAAGAGCAGAGUGCCUCAGACCUGGUCUAAGAGACUCUAUGGAGUCUAUGAUAAUGAAAAGAAAUUGCAACUUCAGUUGAAUGAAACCAAAUCUCAAGCAUUUGUGUCGAAUUCCCCUAAACUCUUUUGCCCUAAAAAUAGAAGCUUUGACAUAGAUGCCAUCUACAGCGUGAUAGAUGAUGCCAAGCAGUAUGUGUACAUCGCCGUCAUGGACUACCUGCCUAUCUCUAGCACAAGCACCAAAAGGACAUAUUGGCCAGACUUGGAUGGGAAAAUAAGAGAAGCAUUAGUUUUGCGAAGUGUUAAAGUUCGACUUCUCAUAAGCUUCUGGAAGGAAACUGACCCCCUUACAUUUAACUUUAUUUCAUCUCUUAAAGCUAUUUGCACUGAAAUAGUCAACUGCAGUUUGAAAGUUAAAUUUUUCGAUCUGGAAAGAGAAAAUGCUUGUGCCACAAAAGAACAAAAGAAUAACACCUUUCCUAAAUUAAAUCGCAACAAGUACAUGGUGACAGAUGGUGCAGCUUAUAUCGGAAAUUUCGACUGGGUAGGGAAUGAUUUUACCCAGAAUGCUGGCACAGGCCUUGUCAUCAACCAAGCAGAUGUGAGGAACAACAGGAGCAUCAUUAAACAACUUAAAGACGUGUUUGAGAGGGACUGGUAUUCACCUUAUGCCAGAACCUUGCAGCCAAUGAAACAGCCAAACUGUUCAAGCCUAUUCAAACUCAAAGCACCAUCAGACAAAACUGCCACAGACAUUAGUGGGAAGGAUCCAGCAAAUGUAUAAAUGGCUGAGCAAAUUGAUAGGACUGACUGUAUUUCAUAUUUAUAUAAAAAGGACUUGAGGAGAGAAAAUGAUUUAAUAUGUCUUUUUUAGGGGAAAAAAAGCACACUUAUAAUAAAUACUCUCUGAAUGACAUGUAAUAUCUAAUAAUAUCUUAGUGGUGUGUACACUAAAUUUAAGACUUUUGUAUAUGUUACUUCUGACAGAGAAUGUCAUUUUAGCUUAGAAGUUAGUUUUUAUGUUUACAUACAAAUUUUACAAUUUUAUGCUUCUUCUUUCUCAUUUUAGAACUCUUUCCGCUGACCCACCUGGUCAGUUAUUAGGCAGCUUAGCAUGAGGUAAGCUCUUUAACACCAUUCUGAGAACUGCUGACUUAGAGAGAACAGUGAGGAUUCUGCCCUACAGAAGAGACUGAUCAAUUCAAGUAUUUAUCCUUGUAAACCAUUUCCAAAACAUAUUCAGUCAUUUAAGCAUGAACAACAACUUAUCUCUUAUGACAGUUGUCAAGACUCUUGAAAAAUAUCAUUUCUUGUCUCCUGCUAUUUUCUUCUAGUACUAUAAUUUUUUAUCAGUUUCUCUUUCCACAAAAGUCCUUAUUAUGUAAAGUCCCUAAAAUCACCGACAAUUAGUUCUAAGUAAUAAUGUCUCUUGAAAAUGUAAGAAUUCCUCAGAAUGGAUACAAAAUGGAAAAUAGCAGUCUUCAAUUUUCACCUUUAAACUUCAUUUUGCCUAUCAAAUUGAUAUUUUAAAACCACAACCAGCAAUAGAUGUCCCUUCUUUCAAACUCAAAAAAUAUUAUGUAGCCACAUGCUAAAAUUCAGCAAGCUAUUAGGUCUGCAUAAUGAAAAUACAGUAGUUUUCACAUAUUUGUUUAGUUUCUGCUACUAUAAAGGACAGAUAUGUAUCAGUGAAUUUUAAUUUCUUUAGAAUCAUUAUGCUGCUAAGAGUUUGCCAGAAAAGUUUAUAAAGCUAUUUAAUAUAACUUCUGCUAUUUAAUAUACCAAAUGCUUUUCAGAGAAAUGCAAUUUAAAUACUGUGCUUCACAUAUUUUACUAAGAAACCAGAAUAUUGAACUAUUGUUCUAUAAUGUCAUUGUGUGUCGUUUUAUAUCUAUACAAUAUUUAACCUUAUAUUAAUGGAGACCAUUGCUACACAAGAGAGAGACAUGGCCUCUUCAGAGCCCGGAGCAGGCAGCCAUCAGAAUGUCCAGUCUGAAGGCUGCUCCUGAUUCUCUCUGGGCCAGAAGAGUCCUACACUCCUUGGUCUGGGGUUUCUAUUGGUAAUGUAGGGACAGAAAUACCUACCUCGUGAAGAUGUUGUUAUGGUAGGAAAUAUUUAUAACUUGUUUUGAAAUCAAAAGAACCUAUAUAAAUGCUAAGCAUUCUGAUGUACAUUCUUUUUCUUGAAAUAAUCUUUGCGCUCUCCUGGCAUAAUCAACACCAGGUUCUCUCUAAGAAUGGAGAAGGGAAAACAUGCACAGCAUCCAGUGACCAAUGUGGAUGAGAAGAGAGCAACACAAAACACUGCUGGAGAUCUGGAUUGUCAUCAUGUCAAUGGAACUUUGUUUUAUUGGGUCACUUUGGCAUAAAUUACAUAAAUUGCAUCAGAGCCAGGAAAAGCAAUCAAUAAUAUAUAUAUAUUUUUAAAAUUUCUACAGACUUGCUAUCUAAUUUACCAGAGUGAUGGAGAAUCCAAUGUAUCUUAACCAGUGGGUUCACGUGGUGUAGAAUGGCUAUUAUUGAUCAUCUAGUGAUCACAUAACUUCCUUUCUUGUUGUUUUCAAGUACUAUAUUACUGGAUAUUUCACCAGGCAGUGAAGAGAGACGUAUUUUGAAGGGUAGGUUUGUUUAUUUUUUUAUGAAUUAUUGGGGAAUUCUUAAUGAAAUGCUACAUCAAUAAUGGUCAGCCCAUAAGAAUUUACAUAUUUCCCAUGCGCCUAAUCCUUGUUUGAGUAGAGAGUUAUCCUGCCCAUCAUCUCAGUAAAUUUAAUUUUGUUGAUAAUUAUUUUAAAUUUAUUUUUUUUUUCAUUUUUGUAUAUCAUUGAUCUUCCUUCAGGUGUCGUCUCUAUAGAUGAUUUUUAAAAAGACAGAAAGCAAAGAUUAGAUGUAGAAACAAACAUACCAAGCUUACUAUGGAGCAAAGAAAAAGAACCUGAAAUGAUAUCUAAAUGGAGAAGAGAUGAUUGCUUCCUGACAGUUCUCAGUGUCUCCUGGAGUAUCUGUCACAGCCAUGGCACAUGUAUAGGCUUGAUUUAAUGGGCCUCUUCACUGCCACUAUGUUUUACAUGUGUUAGGAGAGAACUUUGUCCUUUCUGAGAUGACCAUCAUUGUCAUUUCCCUCUGAGGCUCAUCAGAGUGGUAGCAUCAGGAAACAUGUCUGGGGAUUUCUGCCAUGCACCCACAGCAGAGCUCUAGUUUCUCCAGAAGCCCAUCUCUUCAGGGUCAUCCAGGCGGCAACAGCCAGUUCACUGACUCCAGGAAGCAGUGCUGGUCUUCUGAGCAGCCAGGAAAAUAGUCCUUUUGCAGACAAUGUCAUCAAUGUGCCCUGUCUCCUGAGAGAACUUUUAAUUUUACAGAACUGUCUUUCUCAUUUGGAUGCUUUGUCUACCCCCACAAGAAACAGUUUCCAUUCUUUUACAUUGCACCUGCUAAAUAGACUACUAACUUUCAAUUUCCUCCGUAAACAUCCCAGGAAUUAUUUUUUGAGGGCAAAAAAACAAAAUGAAAACCCUUUAAUUUGAGCUUAUCUGAUGUAUGUUCCCACCAGAAGUUAUGAGGAGUUUUCUAGUAACUCCAUUUUCUCCCCUUAAAUAUUCCAGGAAUUAUUUCCAAAGGAGGAGGAGCAAAAAGGAGGACACUGAUAAACACAAUUUGAGAUAACAUUUUAGAUUUCUGUGUCACUAACAUUAAUCUAGUGCCUUACUCAUUCUCAAGCAUUGAAUUUAAACAGUGAUUGACUGUAUGAGAAUAUGGCUGCUUACUGUGAAGUCCAAUAGGAUCUUCUGAUGGUCCUUCAGUUGAAAACUUGCACAUUAACUGACAUCAGCAGUUUUUAGGCAGCCUGCUAGCCUCCAAAUCAUGCAAGUUUGAUCACCACUGAAUCAACUCAUUGACUCACACUGUCAGGCAUCAACACUGCUGGCCUCUAUGGCACUGCAUUGGCCACUAGUAUAUCAAAUAAUUGAAUCACAGUCUAUAAAACCACUGGAGAGGCAGUGACCAUUCUGGAUUUUAUGCUCUGUAAAUGCCAUACUUCGAGCACCCAAAAAUGAUAGUAUAGUAAUGAAGCACUCUGCACAUGUCCCCACCAUUUUUAAAAAACCUUCCAAUGUCCUGUGGAACACAGAAUGAAAACUAAUAUUUUUAAGAACUCAAAGUAGUUUGACUUUUAAGAAAAGUUUUCAAAAAGUACUUUGACUUUUAGGAAGAUAAAGUAGACCCAGUAAAUGAAAGAACAGCGGGAAACAGCUUCUGUGUAGUUCUGGACACCACUUUUUCAUUUGGACUGGGUGUACACUGUUCUUCCUUUCAUUUCCGAUUGGGUUCAUAUCAAAAUGGGUCUGAUCACAUUUUGGCUGAUCUUGCCCUAUUAAAAAUGUGUUUUGUUACUGCUGUUACUAUUGUGUUAAAGUGCCUCGCUGAAACCGGAUCUGACAGAAACUCAUUUCCCACCAGCCUGUGGUUAUUUUGAAGUGAAUUUGACUCACUUUUGUGUUUCUGUUCAUUUUUAGAAAAUUUUAUUGAGCCAAAGCACAGUGGAAAAAAUUAAAAUAUUAUAAGAAUUUCUAGGUUAGAUCAGACCCGGGGUCCAUAUGUCUCAGUAAUUCUAUUCCAAAUCUGCUUUUUUUUUUUUUUUCAUAUCUAUGAUCAUUUGUGAGCUUCUCUGUUCAAAAUUCUUUCCAUUAUUUUCAAUAUUUAAAGAAUGUAAAAAGCUGCCUUCACUUGCAACAGUUACCUUCUGUAAUGAAAGACACUUUUCUGCUGGUUUUUAAAACUCAGUCUCUUAUAAACAGCCCCAUAUAUUGAGGAUGAAUGCUUGAUUUUUGGCUUUUCUAUACUUAUUUUCACUGAACUUGUAUACUUCAUUUAUAAAUCUAAGGAGAAAUAUAAUGUCCAUUUCACCUGAGGUAAAUUGACUAAAUUAAUCCAUAUUCAGCAUUUUGCCACUUGUUAUGAUUUAACAUCUUUUCUUUCCUGUUGGCAACCAAAUAGUUUUCAUUUUUGCAUUAUUGAUCUAAAUUUUUUGUAGACUUUUUAAUAGCCCUAAAGUCAACCCCAGUUCAUAGACCACCUUUCCCAUUUGAAGAAAUUCUCAUCUUUGGAUGAAUAAUGAAGAUAUUGCAUUUUAUAGUGACUUAGUAGAUAUUCUUCAGAAAUUUCUUGACCAUAUUUUCUAAUUUUUGACUUAUUAGCAGUCUUGUACUUACAGAGUUCUAAAAAGGAUCACUGAUCACCUAUGCUUUAUUGGCAGUUUGGUGAAAAGAAAUGAGAUACAAUAGAUUACUUUGCAUUUCCUUUUGCUAUGCUAAACAACUAAACUUCUAAUUCUGUUAUAAGCAGAAUAGAGUUGUACCUGGACAUAUCUAUAUACUAACCUUCAAAUCCCUAAAUAAAUUGGUGUGAUAAAGGGCUGAAUUUGAAUUCUCCAAACUUUCAUAUAACCAAAUGCUUGGAUCUUUUCAUUCUGUGAGAUUUUUUUCUUCUCAGCUUGAUCUUAGAAAUAAACCAGUGUCCCAUCAGUAUCCAAUCUGCCCUCCAUGUGAUAAAAGACAAAUGCAACUGAUCCAAUGAACUACGGCACCACCUCUGUGUAUCACUUGACAAAGCAUCUUUAAAACCCCAUUCCUAUUCUGUUAAAAAAAAAAAAAGAAAGAAAGUUUGUUUCCAAUAUGUAUUGGUAUUAAAUAAAGAAAUAAAUAAUAAUUGUUAGUGGAACAACCAUUGUAGAGUUCAGAUUUUACAUUCUGGCACAGUGACAGAGAAAGCAUUCAGUGUGACUAGAUGACAGUAAAGGCUACCUGUCCUUCUUACCCACCACACUUUCUUCUUUCCAGGAUGAAAUUCAUGAUUAAAUAUACUUAGUGUCUACUCAACAAAUCCACAUUGAAUCUCAGGUUUAGAAAAUAUCUUGAACUUCAUCCAAACCAACUAUUCCAAAUUCAUAAAUCGCCUUCUCAUUUAGCAAAAGUUGAGGUUCUACUCAAGUCAAACAUACUUGAAGUGUUUAGUACAGUGCCUUUUAUAAGACCCACAUGGAAUACAAUUUUAUGGAUUUGCUAAAGUAAUUUGGAUUUGAGGCAAGGUCUUUUUCUGAAAAAGUAUGCAUGCUCUGUCCAUAAGUGGGUGCCCUCUUUAUAAAGAGAAGGAAUAUAAAUAGGCAUAUUUUUUAAAACUAUCAUUGGAGAGUUUAGCAAAGGCUUAAUAAAGAAAACUUUCUGAGUCUGCAACAGUCAUUAAUAACUUGAUUUUUAAAGAGGUUUCUGAAUCCCACAAUUUUAUGUCUUUUACUUUGGACUAACAGUCUGAUGAUAGCCAACCAUAUGCAAAGAUUCUAAUUAAAUAAUAGUAAGAGUUAAGAUUUUGAUUUAUUUUAAUUUCAUACUAGAGAAAAAACUGUAAAGAGAAAUGUUCUCCUUUUUAAAAAAAUCAGUAUCUAGCUCUCAAAAACAUUCCUUUUAGCUUCAGACAUGUUACUGCCUCCCAUAAGGUAGAAUUCUGAGCUUCCUAUAAGACACAAAGACUGAUAACCAUAGUUUCUAAUCUAUAGUGUACUUACAUAGUAUAUAGCAGACUUUGGGAGUAUAACCUCAAUUUCCAGGAUUAAAAACACUGACAUUGUAUGUGACUGUCCAACAUUAAUGGGAAGUUCUUAAAAGCAAGUCAGAAAAUAUGAUCCAACAAUAUUCAUGUGAAUCAGAGCUUAACAUAUAAUUUCACUUACAUUUAUUUAAAAGUGCGGAUUAUCUGUUUCUUUAGAAAGUGUUAUUAAGGGUAAUAUCGCCCAAAAACAUAAUAAAGACAGCACCAUAGUUUCAAGGAAGUUAUGGUAUUGAAAAAUACUUUGAAUACACUUCAUGAGAAAAUGCCAUUGAGAGCAAAAAUUCCUUUGUUCUCAGCAGGAUAGUUUUUCUGGAGUCCUAGAGACAUCUUACCCAUAACUCCAGCAUGUACAGAACCAUGUAUUCUGUCAUUUGAACUAUCCAUGCUGGUCACAGCUAAUUGUAUCACAGUUGAAUUCCUGACUUGAAACAUCUCAGUCAUAGGUCAGGGGAUGGGCUAGGGAAAGAAUUAUACCCAGCAGUGAUGUUCUUGUGAAAUGGCUCUUGACACAAUUAGUCAGAGCCCUUCUUUGGGGAGUAUAAAUAUGAUAUAUAAAAGAUAAGUGAAUAGGAGCUAGAAAGACUUAGGUCACCCUAAUGGUACAACCUUUGAAUGGAAAUCACAACUACUUCUAGUUGGAAUGAUUAGAGUUUUUGUUCAUUCAGCAAAUCUGCUCUGAGGUUACUGAAGUGAUGAUUCCUGAACAGUGAAACUGGACUUUGUAGUUACUGAAUUACUUUCUUAUCUUCCUUACUUUCUUAUGUACUAAUACAAAUAAACUCACCUUA